Molecule: messenger RNA, 3093 nt
Organism: Styela clava
Lineage: Eukaryota; Metazoa; Chordata; Ascidiacea; Stolidobranchia; Styelidae
Source: RefSeq, a predicted model, not a curated record
CGCGCUUCAUGAUUUGGCCAUGUUUUUGGUCUCUUUUAUGCUAAUAUAGCUUCACUCUGAGCAAGACUCUGGAUAAGGGACCAAUGAUAUCUGGAUAUAGUCUAUAAGAAUCUCUUGGAAAAUUGUAAUUAUUCUAGACUACAUCGCCAUGCAGUACUGCGGCUCAGAAAGUAUUGGAAAGUUACGCAAAGGCAAGAGUAAACCCUAGAAAAAAUUGGCGUUUAUUCAACUGUCGAAUUCUAUUUCAAGCAGAUGACUAUGGAAGCUGUGAAAACUUUUUGGAAAUGAUGACCGUAGAUAAUAUGUCGGAAGAAGAAGAUUAUGAAGUUGAAGAUGAUGUUGUAGUAUCAGAACAUCGAGAAAAUGAAUCGAAAUUGAUCAGUGGAGAAAAGUCAUCCAAUGUUGUUGAAACUGUUGAAAUACAAACCAAUGAUGCUGUCCUAGAGGUGCCAUCAAUUGAUGUUCCAGAGCCUGCUAUAGAAGUGGAACAUGAAACAGUUAAAGUCACCAAAGUUUAUCAAUUGUUCCCAUCUAUUAAAACAGAACAAACAACUUCUACUGAGCAAGAGUUGGUGCAGUCACCACCAACUGCCCUCCAGGAACCAUCUGUGUUUGCAAGAAAAAUAGAAGCCACCACCAAUGUCGAUCAAACCUCUAUUGCUAAAGAGUCAGACUGUAUACCUGCUUCACAACAAGAAAAAUAUGCAGUUACCUGUGUUAUUAUUUCUGACCCCUCGCAAGAUUGGGAACCUGGCCUUAUUCCUGGUUCUCAAGAAGUUUCUGAUCUUGAAUAUGUAUCCCAAAUGGGACGAUUAUCAGAUAUUCAUCCAUCUCAUCAAUUCUACAGUAAAAUUAAAAAUUGCAACAAAAAGAGAGCUACAGAAGAAGAACAGAUUGUGAAAAAUGGUAUGGGGAAGCGGUUGAAAAAGCUGAAACGGCCUUGUUUGUAUUGUGGUGAAUUUCAAACUCGACUGAAGCGACAUUUGGAAAGAAUCCAUGCACAGGAAGAUGCAGUAAGAGAAGCUCUGGGGGUAGAUGGGGAAGAAAGAAUUAGAAAAUUCAAUCUCCUACGCAAGGAGGGAAUAUAUAAACAUAACUUAAAAAUGAUAAUGGAAAACAAACCUAUAGGAAUUGAAAAACGAAACAAGGGUCAUAUAGAUUUAGCUUGUAUCAAAAUAUGUGUUUUGUGCCGUGCAUUUAUUAGACGUAAAAAUUUCAAAUAUCACCUGAAAAAUUGUCCAAUGUUGAAAACACCGAAACGAAAAAAGAACAACAGUGUGCCUGAUUUCGUUUCCUGCACAAAUGAAAAUAAGGAUCCUGGACUGCCUAGUCUUUCAAACCUAUUUCAAAUUGCUGAUGAACAAAAUUCAAGCAAAACUCACAAAGAAACAAAAUGUUUGACCAAAAACCAGGAUUCGGCUAAAUCAGUUGUAGCAGGGAAAGGGUCAAUUUCACCUCAAACUGCUAGUAAGGAACCUGAAUCGAACUCAGAAUGCAAAGAACUAAAAGUGAAUAAUAACCAUCAAUUGGCAUUUGUAGAAUCAGGGUGUGAGUCUGGUUUACAAGACGAAUGUGCAGUCAAUUGUGAUGAUGUGGUUAAUGAUUCCUCACCAGAUUCUGGCAUAAACAUUACUCCUAAUUCUCCUGCAGCUCGUGAUACUGUUCAUGAUUUUCAAUUGGUUAGAAUAUCUGAAACUCAUUCACUUGUUCGACCCAGCAACGGAAUUAAAAAGAAUGAGGUUAAACCACAAGGAGAAAAGAAAGUGAUGAGAAAAAAGCCAAAACGACCAUGUUGUUAUUGUGGUAAAUUACAAGCCAAAUUGAAGCGACAUUUGAAAGCAAUGCACGCUCAAGAGGAUGCAGUUAAAGAAGCUUUGAAGCUAGAUGAAAAAGAAGAAUUCAGAAAGUUUGAACUUUUGCGUAAGAAGGGGAUAUAUCAGUAUAAUCUUAAAUUGAUUAAAGAAAACAAGCCCAUCGCAGUUGAAAAACGGCAAAAGAACCACCAAUUGGCCUCUUUUAAAGUAUGUGUUUUAUGCAAUGCAUUCAUUGGUCGGAAACAAUUUGCAAGUCAUCUGAAGCGUUGUUCGAAUAUUGGAUACACAGGAGAAAAGGACAAAAGUUGUGCACAUGCCUCUGAUCUGGCCAUAUAUGAAAACCGGAAAGGGGAUACUGGAUGUCAUGGUGUUCUCGAUGAAUUUCAUAACGAAGGCAAAGGCAGUUUGUGUAAAAGCAUACCAAACGAGAAAUCAGUCUUAUCUGGACAAGAACAAUGCGAGAAAAAAGAAGUCUGGAAGAAUUUGAAAAAACCAAAACGACCUUGUGUUUAUUGUGGUAAAUUACGAGCUCGGGUGGAGAGACAUUUGCAUACAAUCCAUGCACAGGAGGAUGCAGUAAAAGAAGCAUUAAAGUCAAAUAUAAAAGAAAAAAUGAGGAAAUUUGAUCUUUUGCGCAAGGAAGGAAUAUACAGGCAUAAUUUGAAAAUGAUUAAAGAAAACAAACCAAUAGAGGUCGAAAGACGCCAAUAUAAAUCUCAAACAGAUUUAGACAGUUUUAAAAUAUGUGUUUCAUGUCAUGCGUUUAUUGCUAGUAAUGGUAUCUCGGGUCAUAUGAAGAAUUGUUCAUCUUUGAAAUCCUCUGUUGAAAAUAAAUCUAAAUGUUUGUUACCUGCCUCUGUUCUCGCCCAACAGCGAAAUGAAAAUGAUGUAGUUCUAUUUAUAACAACUACAGACUCUUCUACUCACAAAGAUGACAUAGGCGAGAAUACAUCAGAGCGGAACUCACUACCAGAGAAAUUGGAGGGUGUUCGAAAAUGUUCAGGUUCAAAGUCCUAUUUCCGGUGGACAAAAGAUGAUCAGCAGAAAGUGUUCUCGUAUUUCAAAGAAGCAGUAUGGGAUUUGUCUGAGCGAGGAACGAAAGGAUCAUUACCUGGAAAAUGCGAGAUAGAGAACUUCUUACGCAAAUAUCCAAAACUUUUUAAAGAUCUAGAGCCGAACAAGAAGAUAUCUGUUGUUAAAGCGAAAAUUUUUAAUGAAAGAACGAAGUUUCGUGAAAACCACUUUAUGAAAUAAACGAUAUCGUAUGACUCUCCUCCAA